AUAAAGAGGUGAAUCAUGGAAAAGACCCAGAGAGCACAACUAAGAAGAUUCCAAUCACUGAAGAAGAGAUGGACGGCAAACACAAGGAGAGAAAACUGGAGGAAGAGGAGGAGGAGGAGGAGGAGGAGGAGGAGGGACAGUACAAAAACCCCUGCAGACGCAUGAAGAAGAGUCACCCAGUCAGACACAGGAGGAGGAGAGUCGAGGAAACCCCGUCUGAGCCGAGUGUGGACAGUGACGGACAGCGGGGGGGCGAUGGUGAAACAGACAAUAAAGGGACGACAGUCCGACCGUCCCACUGUCACUCUGACUCCAGAGGCCUCUCUGCACCGCCUCAUGUCCGCUGCAGCUCCCGUCUGGCUGCAAAACCACGACGGGUUCACUGUCAGACCGGCCGGGUGAAGCCCCCCCCUGCCCCCCCCGACCCACCCAAACACACCGAGGGACAGAGGCGGAGCUACGCAGGGGGCGCCAGGUGCAUCCCAGAUAAGGUGAUUUCCAUAAAGACGUCACACCCUGAAGCCGAGACCGUCGCAGCAGCUUCGACGUGGCAGCCGGAGAUCAGAGAGAGACGCUACAGAUGUUCCAGCUGUGGUAAAAAGUUCUACCAGCUCAGCCACUUGAAGAAACAUCAGUUCAGUCACACAGAGCAGAAACCGUUCAGCUGCCCAGAGUGUGGGAAAAACUACACGUCGGCAGAGAGCUUCAGAGCCCAUCAGGUAGAGCAGACCUCUCGAAACCUGGAGUGCCACUUGAGAAUUCACAGCGGAGAGAAGCCGUAUCCCUGCGCCGAGUGUAACCAGAGUUUCUCCCAGAAACCGGAGCUCCGCCGGCACAUGAUUUGCCACACGGGUGGAGGCUUCCUCUGCAGCUACUGUGGGAAAUCACUGAGGGAUCCACACAGCCUGAAGUCCCACGAGCGACUGCACACUGGAGAAAGACCACAUCGCUGCCCUGUCUGUGCAAAAGGUUACACGUUGGCCACCAAGCUGAGGAGACACAUAAAGUCCUCUCACGUGCUGGAGAAGCCGUUCAGCUGCCACUGUGGAGCUUCAUACACUGCGAGACAGAGUCUGCUGAGGCAUCAGGCUCAGCACAGGACGGAGGGAGGAGCUCAGGAGGACGUGGGAGAGGAGGGUGGACACAGGGACGAGACGGACAGCAGCUGGAACCAUGGGACUUCAAACUCCAGUCACUCGAAGCCAAUCAGAGGCCGGCCGAAGAAGAACCCCCUCCCACAAGAGGCGGGGGAGACGGAGGCUGGGGAGGUGAAGAGGAGAAAGGGAAGAGAGGAGGAAAAGGAGGUGAGGCAGUUAGGAAGGAGAGUUCAAGAGGACCAGACUUCAAGAGAAGGAGAUGAGGAAGGUAACAUCCAGCACGCCGUCGUCUACGUCCACACCGACAACCUGUCCACACCAAGCUCCGCCCCUCUGCUCCUCGCCUCGGAGAACUCCCUGCCUGCAGGGGCGGGGCGGGAGCUGAUGGAGGUGGUGAUAUCAGAGGGCGCAGAGCAGUGCAUUGUGGUCCACGGGCAGCCGGCUGUAGGAGAGCUGCUGAUCUUACAGGAGGAGGAGAGCGGCCUCUGCUCUGUGGCUCAGACUGUGGAGAUCAACACCGUGUAGAUCUCAGCUGGCACCGUCUACGUUCUACACAUCUGUUCUACG
Messenger RNA from Paralichthys olivaceus (Japanese flounder), 1664 nucleotides. The record is from RefSeq and is a predicted model, not a curated record. Lineage: Eukaryota; Metazoa; Chordata; Actinopteri; Pleuronectiformes; Paralichthyidae.